GCGUCUUGGAUCACAAAUAGGGAUGCAGAGCGCAUGCGCACUGCUCCCCGUUUACUGUAUGAUUUUCGCCGUGGUGGAAAAAAGGGGGGCAGGCAACAAUCGGGAUUUUUUUUUUUUUAAACCAGCGACAAAAGACGACGAAAUAAUCUCCAGGGGGAUGUGAAAACGGACCCUUACCAACAGGUACGGUUUGGAUCGAUCACCCGUCAUCACCUUUUUUCCCGUAUUUUUCUUUUUUUUUUUUUUCUUCUUGUGUUUCCUGGAGGAUUCUGACAUGGUCUUGUCGACGCUGUUGUGUUUUAUCUGAAGCAGUGACAGAAAGAAAAAGAAAAAAAACACUGGGAUUGCUUUGCUUCAUGUGACAAUCGAAGGAGGCUUUUUAUUUUUUUUUUAAGAUAUAAAUAAACCGUGUGAUGAGACAAAGGAACAAAGGAUGCCUUAAAGGAGAGGUUGCCUACAUGCCCGGAAACCUCCUCAAAGCCCACCGCAGCCAAAUGGAUCUAAUGCCUCCCCCCGCCGCCGCCGCCGCAGCCGCCGCCGCCGCCACCACCGCCGCCUCCAGAUCAUGAUACUCGGCUGAAGCUAUCCCCGCUUAUCUUUAUGAUCCCUCCUCCAUCUAUGGCGAACUAUAGCCAUGCAGGGGACCACACCAUCUUGCAGAAUGUCUCUCCUCUCGCCACCUUCCUCAAACUGACCUCCCUGGGCUUUAUCAUCGGCGUCGGCGUGGUGGGGAACCUCCUGAUCUCCAUCCUGCUGGUCAAAGACAAGAGCCUGCACCGGGCGCCUUACUACUUCCUGCUGGACCUGUGCGCCUCCGACAUCCUGCGCUCGGCCAUCUGCUUCCCCUUCGUCUUCACCUCGGUCAAGAAUGGCUCGGCGUGGAGCUACGGCACGCUGACGUGCAAGGUGAUCGCCUUCCUGGGCGUGCUCUCCUGUUUCCACACGGCCUUCAUGCUCUUCUGCGUGAGCGUCACGCGCUACCUGGCCAUCGCCCACCACCGCUUCUACACCAAGAGGUUGACCUUCUGGACCUGCCUGGCCGUCAUUUGCAUGGUGUGGACGCUGUCGGUGGCCAUGGCCUUCCCGCCCGUGCUGGACGUGGGCACCUACUCCUUCAUCCAGGAGGAGGACCAGUGCACCUUCCAGCACCGCUCCUUCCGGGCCAACGACUCGUUGGGCUUCAUGCUCCUCCUGGCGCUCAUCCUGCUGGCCACGCAGCUGGUUUACCUCAAGCUUAUCUUCUUCGUCCACGACCGGCGAAAAAUGAAGCCCGUCCAGUUCGUGCCCGCCGUCAGCCAGAACUGGACCUUUCACGGGCCCGGCGCCAGCGGUCAGGCGGCCGCCAACUGGCUCGCCGGUUUCGGCCGGGGCCCGACUCCGCCCACUUUGCUGGGAAUCCGGCAGAACGGCAACGCGGCGGGCCGCAGGCGUCUCCUGGUGUUGGACGAGUUCAAAACGGAGAAGAGGAUUAGUAGGAUGUUCUACAUCAUGACCUUUUUCUUCCUGGGGCUCUGGGGGCCUUAUCUGGUGGCCUGCUACUGGCGGGUGUUCGCCAGGGGUCCCGUGGUGCCGGCGGGCUACCUGACGGCCGCCGUGUGGAUGAGCUUUGCCCAGGCCGGGGUCAACCCCUUCAUCUGCAUCUUCUCCAACCGGGAGCUGCGGCGCUGCUUCAGCACCACGCUCCUCUACUGCCGAAAAUCCAGGUUACCGAGGGAACCCUACUGCGUUAUAUGAAGGUUUUUAACCCCGCCUCCCUUACCUUCACUUUCGCCCCCGUUUGAUCCGGGCUUUUCCCCCCCUGUACAGCUCUCUCUCUCUUUCUCUUUGCUAGCUUUUCUUCUCUUCAUCCCUCCUUUCCAGCAGCCAACCUCUGUUGGCGAUUGCAUCCCAAAAUAAAAAGGAGGCCCGUGGAGUACAACAGGGCGCCGUGUUCCGCCCCUUGUUGUUUGGCGGAAGGCCAUGCCCGUUGCAGAGAAGCAAAAACGCAGACAAUGAAAACGCUUUGGAUUUUUUUUUGUCUCUCUCCGUCUCUCUUUUUUCCAAGAUGCAUUAUUUUGUGAGGUGUGAACUACAAGAAAACGAGAAGCGGAAACAAACAAAAACAAAGAAUACAACAAAGAAACGAUACCUCUCAAGGAAUCACUGGAAAUGUUUUCUAUUUUUCAGAGUUGCACUACGAAAAAAGAUGUAAAGAUUUUGGUUGCAAAGACAACAAGCCCCUUUUUUCUCCCCCCCCCCCCCUCCAUACUAAACGAUGAAUGCUUUAAUUUGCAACAGACUACACACACAAAAAUCGCUGUAAGUAAGGCAAACGUGUUGGAAUCACACCAUCACCAGAGGAUGAAAUGGUUUUAAUGUAAGUGGUAACUUAUUUUUAUUUACCAACCGGGGCGGGAUUGGGGGUGGGGCGGGCUUGAUGUGUGUGUUUUAUUUUUUCGAGACGGGAAGUUGAAACUUAGAAUGGAUCUCUUGAAGUUUUAUGUCCCUGAUAGUGUCUGCCAUUGUUAUUUUCUGAUCACCUUUUACAGCGUGGAGAAGAAAAUGCAGAUUUUUCUUUGCUUCGGGGAACAAAGUUGUGCUAGAAAAAAAAAAAAGACAUUUGAAGAUAAAUGUGCUCAUCAUAUCCAUGUACCCUCAACACUACCGACCGAUGCCACUCCGGGUGUUCUUGCCUUAAUGGUUACAAUGCUAAUUGUCAUCUUAGUUCAUCUCCUAUCAAGUCAGUCCUUGGAUGCAAGGGGGUUAUUUAUUAUUAUUAUUUUUUUUAAUCACAUGAAGUGCAUGUCCACUUUUUUUUUUUUUACAGUUGUCUGAGAUCGAUCGCCGCACGCUCAGAGCACAGGCAAUGAGUGUGUACGUGUGCGUGUGUAUGUGUGUGAGCAUCAAACACUUCAAGACCAGAGCCUUAGUAUGAUAUCUUGCACAAUUUGUAAAAAACAAAACAAACAAACAAAAAACUGAGAAAAAGUCAAAAGACAAAAAAAGGGGGACAUGUAAGGCACAGUCUUGUUUCUACUUUCCCGACAUUUGCUCUCUACGGAUUGUUUUCAAUUAUAAUUCUUUCUCUCUCUCUCUCGUGGCCAUUUUUUUUUUUU
Molecule: messenger RNA, 3095 nt
Organism: Syngnathus acus (greater pipefish)
Lineage: Eukaryota; Metazoa; Chordata; Actinopteri; Syngnathiformes; Syngnathidae
Gene: gpr85
Product: G protein-coupled receptor 85
Exons: 2
Coding region: 601-1734 (377 amino acids)
Biological process (GO): G protein-coupled receptor signaling pathway
Cellular component (GO): plasma membrane
Molecular function (GO): G protein-coupled receptor activity
Source: RefSeq, a predicted model, not a curated record